AUGUCGGGGCCCAGAGAAACCGUAGGCUGCCUUGGGAACCUGAGCUCCCUAGCCAGCAGCUCACAAGGCUUCCUUCUGUGGUUUCACGUGGACCUGCUGUGCUGCGAGGGGCAGGGCGCAGAUAUCGCCCUGCAUUUCAACCCUCGGCUGGACCAGUGCACGGUGGUCUUCAACAGCCUGGAGCAGGGCGCCUGGGGCCAGGAGGAGCGCGGCCAGGGAAUCCCCUUCCAGCGGGGACAACCUUUCGAGGUGCUGCUCAUCGCCACCGAAGAUGGCUUCAAGGCGGUGAUCGGGGACGCGCAGUACCACCACUUCCGCCACCGGCUGCCACUGGCGCGCGUGCGCCUGGUGGAGGUGGGCGGGGACGUGAAGCUGGAGUCUCUGAAGAUCUUCUGAGAGGCUGCCUGGUGCCCGAGAGCUGGUUGGGGGGGUCUUGAAUAAAUCGUCAGUGUGUA
Molecule: messenger RNA, 455 nt
Organism: Otolemur garnettii (small-eared galago)
Lineage: Eukaryota; Metazoa; Chordata; Mammalia; Primates; Galagidae
Product: galectin-7
Exons: 4
Coding region: 1-396 (131 amino acids)
Molecular function (GO): carbohydrate binding
Source: RefSeq, a predicted model, not a curated record